AUGUGUUCAAUUAUUACAGAAAUUCUACGAUUCGCAAUCGCUAAUCAAGAACCAGUUUUAUUUCAUAAAACUAUUCGUGAAAAUAUCUUGUUGGGAUUUGAUUUAGCUACUAAUGAACAAGUUCAUCAAGCAGCUAAAAUGGCUAAUGCACAUGAUUUCAUCAUGACACUUUUCGAACAUUGCUUUUUCGACCAGAAAGAACGUAGUACCGGUGCAUUAUGUACACGUCUUGCAACUGAAGCAUCAGCUGUGCAAGGUGCAAGUGGUGUCCGAUUUGGUACAUCUGGUUGUGGAAAAUCAACUACGAUUCAGCUAUUGGAACGUUUCUAUGAUGUAAAUGCUGGUCGCCUCCAGCCAGUUCUUUUCGACAUGUCGAUUCGAGAAAAUAUUGCAUAUAGUGAUUAUAGCCGAAAAGAUAUUUCACUGAAUGAAAUUAUUCAAGUAACAAAAGAUGCAAAUAUUCAUGAUUUUUUUAUUGAACUUCUUCCACAUGGAUAUGAAACUAUUUGUGGUGCCCAUGGAACUCAAUUAUCAGGUGGACAAAAACAAAGAAUUGCUAUUGCUCGAGCUUUAAUUCGAAAUCGAAAGAUUUUAUUACUUGAUGAAGCAACAAGUGUGUUAGAUAGUGAAAAUGAAAAGAUUGUUCAAGACGCAUUAAAUCGUACAGCAAUUACGAUUGCACAUCAUUUAUCUACAAUUCAAAAGGUAGCCGUAGUAUGUGUUCUUCAUAAUGGAAUAAUUGUAGAAAGUGGAAAUCAUGAAGAACUACUUGCUCUUGGUGGUCGAUAUUAUCGAUUAGUAACAAAAUGA
Molecule: messenger RNA, 810 nt
Organism: Rotaria socialis
Lineage: Eukaryota; Metazoa; Rotifera; Eurotatoria; Philodinida; Philodinidae
Source: the annotation of a GenBank genome assembly